AUGGAGAGAAAGUUUCCAAGUGACACGGAGAUAAAUCCGAAGGAACAUUGCAAGGCCAUCAUAUUGAGAAGUGGCAAGGAAGUUGGGGAAAAUAUACCUACAGAAGAAACUAUUGUCACCCAUGACAAGGAAGAAGAACAGCCAAAUGCAACACUAGAAAAUAAAUCAAAGAAGCACGGAAGGAUUACAAGCCUUACUCUAUAUCCUUCCCUAAUAACCCACCAAUCAUCAAACCCACACUCCCAUUUCCACAAAGAUUUCAAAAGAAGAAAUUGUAUGCGCAGUUUUUCCAAAUUCUUGGGUAGUUUCAAGAAGAUUCAUAUUAACAUUCCAUUUGCUGAUGCUCUAGAACAAAUGCCAAACUAUGCAAAGUUUAUGAAGGAGGUGAUGUCAAAAAAGAGGAAAUUGGAGGAAUAUGAAACGACGAAGUCGACAGAAGAAUUAGUGAAAUUCUUCAAAGGAAGGAUCCAGAUAGCUUCACCAUUCCAUGCACUAUUGGAGACUCCUCUUUCAAUAAAGCUCUUUUUAGCUUAUCGAUCCCUCACUUACCCACGAGGAAUUAUUGAAGAUGUGUUGGUGAAAGUCGACAAAUUUAUUUUCCCAAUAGAUUUUGUAGUGUUGGACAUGGAAGAAGAUCAAGAAAUUUCAUUGAUCCUAGAUAGACCUUUCCUAGCAACUGGGAAAGUUUUUAUCGAUGUCCAAGGAGGUCAGUUAACCUUAACAGUAAAUGAAGAAGAGAUGAGGUUCAAUAUCUACCAAGCAAUGCAAUUUCCAAAUGAUACAAACACAUGCCACAAAAUAGACUUUAUUGAUGCUGUAGUAAAAGAAGAAGAUGUACUCAUUGAAGACCACCUGGAGCAUUGUAUGAUGAUGAGUGCAACACGGGAUGAUGUUACCGCCUCAGGAGAGUAUACGGGCUACAAAGUCCUUGUUGAUUACAUAUCAGCUCUUGAAUCUUUGCCAAAUGGAAAUGUUCCAUCAAAGAAUGAAGAUAUUCAACAGACAAUGGAACCUAACUAG
This is a messenger RNA of Olea europaea var. sylvestris, 1020 nucleotides long. RefSeq lists its product as uncharacterized. Lineage: Eukaryota; Viridiplantae; Streptophyta; Magnoliopsida; Lamiales; Oleaceae. The record is from RefSeq and is a predicted model, not a curated record. The transcript has 3 exons. Bases 1 to 1020 code for a protein of 339 amino acids.